UAAACCGGUCCUAUCUGAUUCAAUAUUAUGUUUUUAAAAUCUGAACCGACUAAAUUCAAAACCCAAAUUUGUAAAUUUUGUAGAAUGGAAGAUCGGACAUGAUGAAAUUCAAAUGAUUUAGAUCUGAAAGUCGAAACCAUUCGGUCCGAUCGAAUUUUGCACGUCUCUAGCCUCCGACCAAAGACAUACUCCACGGUUAGAGCAAGUGGUGCGACCCUUUGGAUUUUAGCUGCCUGUUCUACCAAAACCCUUAAAUAUUUCUCAUCAGUAAACCAUAAACCCACAACAAUCAACACAGUAAAGACUGAAACAAAUGGAAUGGUGAAACGGAUCCUUCCCUUCGUCACCGUCGUUGGAUCUCCCUCACUCCGCCCUUUCAUCACCUUACGCCGCCCUUCUUCGCUGCUUCUCCAUAAUUACAUUGUCAUAGAAGUUCAUCCGCCAAAAUCGUCGCCUUUCUUUCACAAACCGUACGGAUGUUCAUUGCCAUUUUAUUCCGUCAAUUUCUCCCGAAUUAUUCAUUUACAUUUUAAUUUCUGGAUUGAGUUAAUGCCAUUUACAUUUACAUUUACAAUGAUCCAGGAAUCUCAGCGUAUUGGGAUGCGCACAAUCGUUAAUGCCGAUGCAUAGUGUGGUGGCUGAUGCUCGAUUGACUUCGCACAUUGUAGUCGACACGAGAACUUAUUGGGAGUUGUCUCAGGGUACCUUCACUCGCACUUGUCAAGAUCUUUAAUUUCUCCUUCACUAUCUCCUUUACUGAUGUAGAUCGAAUUUAGAAGGCCACCAUUUUCUGUGUGUAUAAUUAUGAUGUGGUCCUAUGAGCAAUUUGAUAUCUCAUCUGUUAGAUUUGCAGCAAAGUAUGGGUAGAAAGUUGCUUCUGCAUUCUUAGAACACAUCUUUUUCCUUGGAAAGCAAAACCUGUUUUCUCGAGUUUAAAAAAAAAAAAAAAACCGUUUUCUUUAGACUCUUCCUUUGCUUAGAGUUAGAGGUUGCACCUUCGACAUCUAAUAUGUGUACAAACACGUACUUGGAGUACUUGGUUUCUUACCGAAGUCACGAAAAUUUAGCUUAAAAAGUGGCAAGUUUGAUACUCGGAUUUGUACAAGUGAAUUUGAUGUCAAUACCCGAGUCUGAGUAACAUUGAUUGAGAAACUCAAAUAAUGGUGGAGGAGUUCAGAGUACCUCCUGAACGUAGAAGAAUCCUUUUCUUUAAUAAUUAUAGGUCUACUUGAUUUAAGAUAGAAAGAGGGAGAAGAUGCAUGGAACCAAAAUCCUGUCAGAAGCCUGCAGUGAAAGAUGAGAUAAGAUAUAUAGUUGUGUUAAGUAGGUCGUAAUACAGAAGCAUCCUUCUCCACUAGUAUCAUUAAGAUUCCUCAGCUUACCCAUUCCUAUAUAAGACUAAGCAAAAUGUGUUGUAGUCCCUGCAGAAGUACCAUUGAGUCAAAAAUGGUCUCCGAAAGGGAAGAUGUCGAAAACCAAACUUCAACUAAUGAUCAAAGUGAGAUUAGUGAUGAAUUAGGGAAUUGGUUAAGCCUAAGCCUCAAUACAGAUGAGGCGAAUACAGACAGUAAUGUCGCUGCUGCACAGUUAGGUCGUGGUGGUUCUGUAAAGACGUUUUCUUGCAGUUUUUGUCAAAAGAAAUUCUACAACUCGCAAGCGCUUGGAGGACACCAAAACGCUCACAAAAGAGAGAGGGGUGAAGCCAGGAGGCAUAAGCUGUUGAUGAAGGAAUUUGGGUCUCCUCUUAGCGGUGUUCAUGUGGUUCGGUCUCUUGGGAUUCAGCCGCAUUCCCUCAUUCACAAAUCUGCUAUAAGAGAGAACCCAAUGUUGGGAGGUGCUCGCUUUAGGGAUUUUAACUGCGGACUUGGAACCACUUCUUCCACUGGUAGCCCAUGUGUGGUAGGUGAGCGUAUAGCUUUGGUUUGGCCAGGGAGUUUUCGGGUUCAAAAACAUCAUCCUACCAAGCAAAUGAUGAUUCAUAAUGAGAUGGACUUGAAUCUCAGUUUAUGAUUUGAAUCUUUCUGGUUAUUAGAUCAUCUAAUUACGUUAAUCUGAUCUCGGUUUUUUGUUUUCUCAGGGUAGAAUGAUCUCCUACAUCAAUACUAUAGCUCAUUUUAACUUGACUAUGCUUCUUAAAGUUUUUGUUAAAGAAAUAGUACUCUCGUUUCUUUUCAAACGUCCCAUAUGGUUAUUUAGUACUAUUCAUUAAAUACUCUUAAUUUGUAAUUUAUUCUUAAUCUAUAAAUUAAAACAUAGUUCAAUAGGAUUUUGGUUGAUUCAUCUCGACAUAAGGUGUAUUAUAUGUAUUUUUUAUAAUUUUUAAUUAUGCACAUUAGAGAUAUUAAAGAUUGAAUUAGUGCAUUGUCUAACGUACAAAAAGCAAAUAAGAUGUUUGAAAAGAAAAUGGAGAAAGUACUUACUAUUUACUAAUCAAAGUCUCUUGAGAGACCGCCUCCUUGAGAGAUGUAUCCUAAACCCAGUCUAUUAAAGAUUAAUGUCUAUUUACCGUAUUCUUAAUGCCCACUUUCAUUACCUUAAUACUUAUCUACCUUAU
Amaranthus tricolor (Joseph's coat) is the source of this 2554-nucleotide messenger RNA. Its product is annotated as zinc finger protein 7-like. Bases 1408 to 2010 code for a protein of 200 amino acids. Lineage: Eukaryota; Viridiplantae; Streptophyta; Magnoliopsida; Caryophyllales; Amaranthaceae. The transcript has 2 exons. The record is from RefSeq and is a predicted model, not a curated record.